CAAUUUAAUUGUUGGAAUUGAUUUGGGCGGUCCAGAUUUAGGAACAUAACAUUGAUCUAGUUGUCGGUUUCAUUUGCACUGCCUUGCAUUUCAUCUCCCCCUUUCAUUCAGUUUCUUUCCGAAAAUCUCCUUUUUGUUAUUUCCUCACUCACCGUUCUCGCUUCCACUUGCAAUUUCCAAUUUACUUCCCGCCUGACCGGUCCGAUCCCGGUCGACCUCACCGUCAUGAAUUCUGAAUAUGACUAUCUGUUCAAGCUCUUGCUAAUUGGGGAUUCUGGAGUUGGCAAAUCAUGUCUUCUUCUUAGGUUUGCGGAUGAUUCAUAUCUGGACAGUUACAUCAGUACAAUUGGAGUUGACUUUAAAAUUCGUACUGUGGAGCAGGAUGGGAAAACUAUUAAACUUCAAAUUUGGGAUACUGCAGGGCAAGAACGAUUCAGGACAAUUACAAGUAGCUAUUACCGAGGGGCACACGGCAUUAUAAUAGUUUAUGAUGUGACAGACCAGGAGAGUUUCAACAAUGUUAAGCAAUGGUUGAAUGAAAUUGAUCGUUAUGCUAGUGAAAAUGUAAACAAGCUUCUGGUUGGCAACAAGUGUGAUCUCACUGCUAAUAAAGUCGUGUCCUAUGAAACAGCCAAGGCAUUUGCGGAUGAAAUUGGCAUUCCGUUCAUGGAAACAAGUGCAAAAAAUUCCACUAAUGUAGAACAGGCUUUUAUGGCAAUGGCUGCAGACAUUAAGAACAGGAUGGCUAGUCAACCAGCAGCAAACAAUGCAAGGCCACCUACUGUGCAGAUACGUGGACAACCUGUUAACCAGAAGUCUGGGUGCUGCUCUUCUUAAUUGGUUCUGGACUGUCCUCACGUGGCCCGGGUGCAUCCAAAAGUGGUUUCUGAGUUGUCCUGGAGUUAAUAGACUGUUUCCACCGUAAACCAUAAAAUGAUUUGCGCCAACUCUUGUUCUGCAUGCAAUUCAAAGAAAUUGUUUUUCUUUUUUAAUUGUUUAAUGUGUUGUACAAAUCAUGCGUUGCUUUGUGGUAGUGAACGUAAUUGUCAUUAUUGUUUCUCUACGCCUUCUAUGUCUUAAAGACUUUUGUGGUUCUGAUAUGGAAUAGGGUAAUGGAAUAGUGAUUCUUUCA
This is a messenger RNA of Manihot esculenta (cassava), 1132 nucleotides long. Its product is annotated as GTP-binding protein YPTM2. The transcript is spliced from 8 exons. The record is from RefSeq and is a predicted model, not a curated record. Lineage: Eukaryota; Viridiplantae; Streptophyta; Magnoliopsida; Malpighiales; Euphorbiaceae. Bases 226 to 837 code for a protein of 203 amino acids. Gene Ontology annotation, molecular function: GTP binding; GTPase activity.